AAAUCCAUUCUUUUGUUUCAGCUAAUGGUUCGGAAAAGGAAAGAGCUCCAAGAGAUUUUAGAUAUGACCAGGACAGAGGAAACCAGUCGGUACAUGAACCUAAGAUAGAAUCAGUGAAGGUUGACGACCUGCUGGUACCUCCCGGCCGCAACAGCAGGCCCGCACAGAUUGUAGUCAUUCUCAGGGGUCUACCAGGAGCGGGCAAGUCAUACGUUGGCAAACUUGUAAAGGAUAAGGAGGUGCAACAUGGCGGCGGUGCCCCUCGCAUGCUUUGUCUGGAUGACUACUUCAUGGUGGAGGUGGAUAAGGUUGAAAAAGAUCCUGAUUCUGGCCGUAAGAUCAAGAAAAAGUCUCUGGAAUACGAAUAUGAGGCAGAGUUGGAGGACAGCUACAGACAAAACAUGUUCAAGAGUUUUAAAAAGACAAUAGACGAUGGCUUCUUUGCCUUCAUCAUUGUGGAUGCUGUCAAUGAGCGCUGCAAACAGUUUGAGGAAUUUUGGAGUUAUGCAAAAUCCAAAGGUUUCCAG
Molecule: messenger RNA, 527 nt
Organism: Mizuhopecten yessoensis (Yesso scallop)
Lineage: Eukaryota; Metazoa; Mollusca; Bivalvia; Pectinida; Pectinidae
Product: YLP motif-containing protein 1-like
Exons: 4
Biological process (GO): regulation of telomere maintenance
Cellular component (GO): nucleus
Source: RefSeq, a predicted model, not a curated record